CCCGGGCAGGUGGUGGGCUCAGAGUGGAGGCAUGCACAGCUCAGGGUGUGCUGCGUGCACGGCCCCUGUUUGCUGUGGGCGCUGUGCGUGCAGGGCUCUGGGGUGUGUGGGUGCCACUGGGGGGACGUCCAGCUGCUGGGCAGGCCGGGUUGCUCACAGGCAAAUGCUGCUCGUCCCCUGGUUGAAGUUGCAGGUUCAGGCACAGGCCAUGCUGGUGGAGGGAGCCCUUCCCUGCAGCUGGAUUUAACAGCCUGCAGCAGCACCCUCUCCUCCGGGCACUGGUGUCCCCAGAGGUGCUGGGCAGGCUGCAGGCUGGGGAGUCGGCGCUGAGCUCCUGGUCGCUGCCAUCAGCAGAGAGCAGUAUUCAGUCGCUGCUCGGCUUGGCUGGGGGCCAUUUCUCCUGUGGACACAAAGCCCUUGCAAGUUCCCUGCUGAUGAGCGCCUGGGCACUGUGUCCUGGGUAGCGUGGCUCAGCACCCAUCUCUCCAGGGACGCACAGCCCGGUGUGAGCGGGGACACCUCCUUUGGAAGCGGGGAUCCCCCUCCCAUCACAGGCACUGCCUGAGCUGCACCGGGAGCUGCUGGAGAGGCAGCGCCCAGCCCGCCUGUGGGGCUGUCUCCAUGCUGAUGCCUUCCCUGUGUGCUGGGGAGAGCUGUGCUGCGUGGUGGCAGCUUUGGGAGUGUGCAGUGCUCCGAGGGCUGCUGGCUGUCAGCAGACAGCAUUGCCAACCCUUGGAGCCAGACCAGGGCCCUCUUCCUGCUGUCCCUCUUAGGAGGAGGAGCCACUCCAUCCCUGGGGGGUGAGCCAGGCCUGCUCAUCCUUGAUGCUGGAGCUGCAAACCCCACAAGCAAUCUGCUCCCUCUGCUGAAGAGCCAGCACAACCCGGCAAGCAUCUCUCCUCUCCAGAAUGCCCAUUUCGUCCUGGGACUGCCCCAACAGAGCGGAGGGCAUCCCCUGCUCUGAGCCUGCUGAGGUGCAGGGCCCCUCGGGUCCUGCCAGGGAGCCAUGCUGGAGGCAGCCAGCUCCUGCCGUGCUCCUCCGCCUGUUGCUCGCUCACGUUUCACGGGGCUGUGACCCCCAUGGGCUCAUAUCGCCCUGAGCCCUGCAGUGGGGCGGGCAGCAACCCAAACCCGGCGGCUGGGGUUUCAGAGGCAAGGCAGGGUGGCUGUGCUCCUGAGGUCACCUCAACUGCAGUGUACCACAGCAGAGCUGUCCCUAGGGCAGACACGUGCCUCUCUGAGAGCUGAGGGGAUGCGGGGACUUUGGGUGAGCCCGGCUGCUCCCCUCUCCCAGCAGCCACCCUCUGCACCUCUCCCUGUCAGCUCUUGCACUGUGCCGCUGGAGACAGUCACCAUGACCCUCACCAAAGGCUCCUUCACCUACUCCAACGGGGAGGAGUACCGUGGCGAAUGGAAGGAAGGUCGCAGGCAUGGUGUUGGGCAACUGACGUUUGCCGACGGCACCGCCUAUGUGGGGCACUUUGAGAACGGGCUCUUCCAUGGCUGCGGUGUGCUCACCUUCUCUGAUGGUUCCAGGUACGAGGGGGAGUUUGUGCAGGGCAAGUUCAAUGGCGUCGGCGUCUUCACCCGCUGUGACAACAUGACCUUUGAGGGCGAGUUCAAAGGCGGGCGCGUGUAUGGCUUCGGUCUCCUGACCUUCCCCGACGGCUCCCACGGGGUGCCGCGUAACGAGGGCUUCUUUGAGAACAACAAGCUGUUGCGGAGGGAGAAAUGCCCGGCUGUCAUCCAGAGGGCCCAGGGCGCCUCCAAGUCUGCCCACAACCUGACAGCAUGACGGUGCCCCACAUCCCCCCCUGCUGCAGUGCGGACCCUGCUGCUGGGCGCUGGCUGGCCCCACAGUCCCCAGAGCAGGGACGUGGCACUGCUGGGUGCCCCUCUGCUCCAUCACCACCAAGCCCCCCCCCCCACUGAACCCCCACAGCUGGGGGGGAUGGGGCCCUCCACUCUCCACCCAAGUGCCCCGGGGCAGCCGUGGUGCCUUCUCUCUCUGGCUAUAGCCCUGUCAGCUACCAGAGCAGCAGGGGGGCAGGGUGGCCAGGGCUCGGCCCCUCUGUCCCCCAGGAAGGGUGUGGACGACCGGGGCUGCUAGCCUGCUGCAGAAGAUGGAGCAGGUGUGUAGGGGCUGUGGCUGGGCCCUGACCUCACUGCCAGGGUGCCCUGGAUGGAAGCUGCUGGCUGCAGCAUGUGUCCAUAGAGGGGCAACUCCUGGCUCCCUUUGCUACCCUGGUCCCGAGGCAGGGUGGGCACCUCUGGCAGCCUGUGGCCUCCGCCUAUAGCUCUGAGUGACCAGCUAUCCCCUGCGUGCCCCUAGCAGGGUGACAUGGUGCCACUGAAGGACCCAGCCUGCUCUCAGGGCCAGCUGAUGGGCUGUGUUGUCCUCAUUCCUGUGCCAAUCCAGCCCAUCCACUGCCUUGGGGACAUCUGCAGCAGCAUCCUCACUGAGGGGGACUGAGGGACACCCAGCCUGGCCCAAUCUGCUUCACGCUGGGGGAGGGCAGGAGCAAUGGCGAGCAAGGAGCAGGGUCAAGGGGCACGAGCAGGGCUGCAUGGAGUGCCAGGGCUGGAGCAGGGGGCCUGGGAAGGGUGGGUGGGGGAUAGGGGCAUGGCGAAGGGGCAGGCAGGGUGGGCAGGGGGCACACAGCUCCCCAUCUUGCCCCCUGCACAUGUUCUUCAUCUCCCCCCUGCGUGUUCACCUUCAUGCCCAGUGAGGUCUAGCUGGUCAUGGUGCAGGGGUCCUGGCAGCCUUCACAGUCUGGUGGUGGUCUGUAGGGGGUGUGCCCUCCCUGCCGGUCUCUGCCCACACUGGUCCCGUGCCUUGCCAUGACCCUGCCUUGUGCUGCUGCCUGCACAGGCUUCAGCUGAAUAAACCACUUUGCCAAAUGCC
Messenger RNA from Athene cunicularia (burrowing owl), 2905 nucleotides. RefSeq names its product MORN repeat containing 4 (gene MORN4). The coding region runs from base 1253 to 1795 and encodes 180 amino acids. The transcript has 4 exons. The record is from RefSeq and is a predicted model, not a curated record. NCBI's taxonomy places the organism in Eukaryota, Metazoa, Chordata, Aves, Strigiformes, Strigidae.